This is a messenger RNA of Rhagoletis zephyria (snowberry fruit fly), 365 nucleotides long. RefSeq lists its product as uncharacterized. The record is from RefSeq and is a predicted model, not a curated record. NCBI's taxonomy places the organism in Eukaryota, Metazoa, Arthropoda, Insecta, Diptera, Tephritidae.
GAAGCAGCAACGCGCCAGCAGCAACAACCGCCACAGUAGCGAGUACAGCGCGCAGCGAAGCAACAACGUGCGCAGGUAACAACAUCCGCCACAGCAGCGGGUGCAACAACGCGCGGAAGCAACACCGCGCCAUCGACAACAACAACCGCCACAGCAGCGGGUGCAACAACGCGCGGAAGCAACACCGCGCCAUCGACAAUAACAACCGCCACAGCAGCGAGUGCAACAACGCCCGACACAGCAGCGUGGACAACAGCGCAACACCAACAACAACAUGCGCAACACCAGACACAACAGCGCGCAACAGCGCACAACCCCAGCGACUACAACAACAGCAGGCCACACCCAAGCCUGCUGCAACAAGG